Molecule: messenger RNA, 919 nt
Organism: Coturnix japonica (Japanese quail)
Lineage: Eukaryota; Metazoa; Chordata; Aves; Galliformes; Phasianidae
Source: RefSeq, a predicted model, not a curated record
GGGGUUCGGGGGGUUCGGAGGGUUCGGGUUGUGGGUCCGGGUUGUGGGUCCGGCCGUGGAUACGGGACCGGGGCUGGGACUGACCCAGUGUCGGCACAAACAGCCUCAAUUCAUCCAGCACGAACCCGACCCGGUUUAACGCCCCCCCCCCAUCGCUGCCCACCCCACAAUCAGCGGCUCAAUGGGGCGGGGGUCCCCCAGCCCAGCACUGACCCCAUGGGGACCCCGCCCCCCCCUCACGGUCCAUUGUGUCCCAUGGGGGGGGGGCGGUUCGAUGCCGUCAGCGCCCGGAUCCUUCCCGGCUUUUGUGCCCCACACAAUGGGACGGGGCGGCAGCGGGACACGGGGGGGAGGGACAGGGGGACAGAGGGACAGAGGGACAGAGGGACAGAGGGACAGGGCCAGGCUGCCAUCAGACGCUGCACCUCUUUGGGUCGCCGUUCGGGUUCUGCUGCUGCUGGCGGUUCUGGCUGCUGCUCUGGGUUUCCUUAUGGGGCUGUCGGCGGCUGGAGCCGCUCGGAGGGAGCAGGGACGAGCGGCUGGGAUCAGUAUGGGGCUGGCUGGGCUGCUGGCGCUGCUGGCUCUGUCCCUGUGCUCGGUGGUGACACGGGGCAGCGCCUGGAGCUUCUCCUGGUCCUACAUCCUGGGCUGGGUCGGCGUCGUCCUCAUCAGCUCUGCAGGGCUCUUCCAUCUCUGUGCUGCUGCAAAGGACCCGACCCCAGAGAGCUCUGAGUCGGGGGGAGGAUGAGGGGUGAUGGGACCCCCAAACUGCUCCCCCCACAGCGCCCCAUCGGAGCGGGGCUGUGCAGUCACCAUAACCCUAAACCUAACCCUAAACCUAACCCUAACACUAACACUAACCCUAACACUAACCCUAACUCCAGCCCCAAUCCUAACCCUAACCCUAAACCCCAAUCCU